Topomyia yanbarensis is the source of this 1620-nucleotide messenger RNA. RefSeq names its product peptidyl-prolyl cis-trans isomerase D (gene Cyp40). Lineage: Eukaryota; Metazoa; Arthropoda; Insecta; Diptera; Culicidae. Bases 189 to 1307 code for a protein of 372 amino acids. Gene Ontology annotation, molecular function: protein binding; peptidyl-prolyl cis-trans isomerase activity. Gene Ontology annotation, cellular component: intracellular membrane-bounded organelle. The transcript is spliced from 4 exons. Gene Ontology annotation, biological process: protein peptidyl-prolyl isomerization. The record is from RefSeq and is a predicted model, not a curated record.
GACGCAACAGAUAAUAUGCAUCUAGUUGCUUGUUAUUGUUUAGCUAGUCAGUUCGUCGACCGAGUACGAAAUCACGAUAGCAAACUGUAGUUCUGUUGUGAUAAGUAAUCAGUGACAAUUAGAACUUAUAUAUUAAUUUUUACCUUCGUUUUAUAUAAUAGUAUCUCACAGUUUCGUAUUUUAGAAUCAUGUCAAUCAGUCUUAAUCGUGAAAUGCACUGCCAAAAUAAUCCUCUUGUAUUUUUGGACAUACGAAUAGGCGAUGAACAAGUGGGAAGACUGCUGAUCGAGUUACGGGCCGAUCUUGUGCCCAAAACAGCGGAAAAUUUUCGGGCUCUUUGCACUGGCGAAAAGGGCGUUUCCAAAACGUCUGGGACAAAGCUGCACUAUAAGGGCAGCAAAUUUCACAAAGUUAAAUCUUUGUUCAUGUCUCAGGGUGGGGACAUUGUGAAUUUCAACGGUUCCAGCGGCGAAAGUAUCUAUGGCAAGACAUUUGAGGAUGAAAAUUUCACUUUACUGCACGAGGAUGGAGCGAUUAGUAUGGCAAAUUUUGGUAAACCAGACACGAACAAUUCCCAAUUCUUCAUUACCUCCGGUGAGUGUCCUCAUCUGAAUGGAACCAACGUUGUUGUUGGUUAUGUGAUCAGAGGAAUCGGAGUAAUUGGCGAGAUGGAAAAGUACGCAACUGAACAAGGGGAACCAACGCAGGAAAUAGUCAUUGAGAAUUGUGGUCAAAUUCCACUUGGUGCUGAUUGGGGUAUCAAUGACAACGAUGAAACUGAAGAUAAGCUACCACCGUUCCCGAAGGAUUGGAAUCAAUUUGAGGCAGAUUUUUCGAUAAAAGAAAUGCUUAGCGAACUAGAUACCAUCAAAGCCGCAGGAAAUUAUUUCUACAAACACGAACGAUGGGUUGAGGCUUGCCGUCGAUACAAAAAAGCCGAGCGAUACUUUAACUUUUUCAACAACAAGAUCCGGUACUCCGAAGACCGCACCAAACUGGAACAGUUUCAAGUCAUGAAUAGUCUUAACUUAGCUGCAGCAUACUUGAAGCUUAAGGAUUACGAAAAUGUGGUUUUUGCUUGUAAUUCGGCACUAGCGAUCGAACCGAGCAAUGCCAAAGCAUUGUUUCGGCGCGGUCUAGCGCAGAACAAGCUAAAGAACUACGAGCUGGCGAUUGCUGAUUUGCGACAAGCUUUGGAACGAAUUCCUAACGAUAAGCUGGUGCUUGGGGAGUAUAGUCGGGCCAAAAGUAGUCUAGGAAAUUAUAGAGCACAACAGAGAAGUGCCCUGGUAAAUUGGUUUAAGUAGAUGUUUUAUUCAUUGUGGAUUAUUUUUAUCUAAGAAAAUUGACUGGUAUAGCUACUUAAAGCUUGUAAGCUUGUGUAAUGUUUGGAUUAAAUAAUACUACGGUAUGUAUAUGUAGAUAAUAUAAUGAAAGAAUGAAUAUUAGAGGGCUCGUGGUUGAAUAGGAAAAUUCAAAAUUGCCGAGCGCACCACUUUUCGAGCUCAUUUGUGGUUCUGAAUGGCAAAAUUUAGGAACAACGGGUUGUUCCUUGACGACUUUGUAUCACGUUUAAUGUUUGUAUGGAAAUAAGUCUGAAUAAAUCUACUUUUUUGUACC